Uranotaenia lowii is the source of this 708-nucleotide messenger RNA. RefSeq lists its product as uncharacterized. The transcript has a single exon. The record is from RefSeq and is a predicted model, not a curated record. Lineage: Eukaryota; Metazoa; Arthropoda; Insecta; Diptera; Culicidae. The coding region runs from base 1 to 708 and encodes 235 amino acids.
AUGUUCAAAGAAACCACAAUUAGGAAUUCGGAAGGUAAAUUUGUCGUCACCUUGCCGAAAAAACGUGGUGUUUUGCGUAACUUGGGUGAAUCUAGAGGAAGAGCGAUGAGUCGGUUCCUCAGUUUGGAAAGAAGGCUAUCUGCAAAGGCAGAAUUGAAAGCUCUGUAUGCGGAUUUUAUCCAUGAGUUUGUGUCUAUGGGACAUAUGAAAGAAGUUUCAGAUGAUGUGUCAGUUGAUAUGUGUCAGAAUUCAGUCGGAAUGAAUCCGAAUAUAGUCGGAAUGCGUCAGAAAAACGUUCAGAAUGUGUCAGAAUUAGAUCCUGUGUAUUAUCUCCCACACCAUGAAGUAUUGAAGCCGGAGAGUACAACUACAAAGCUACGCGUAGUGUUUGAUGCUUCGUGUCGCACCUCAACGGGCGUUUCGUUGAACGACGCGUUGAUGGUGGGGCCUACUGUGCAGAACGAUUUGUUGUCGAUCAUCUUGCGCUUCCGUUUGCACCGAUACGCCAUCAGUGCAGACAUCGAGAAGAUGUACAGGAUGGUACAAGUUCAGCAACCGGAUCAACACCUUCAGCGAAUUUUGUGGCGAGAUACAGCAGAUGAACCCGUGAAAACGUUUGAGUUAACGACCGUUACAUACGGAACUGCUAGUGCUCCGUAUUUGGCAACAAGAUGUCUGAAACAGCUAGCUGAAGAUGGAUCAGCAUAG